Messenger RNA from Adineta steineri, 1593 nucleotides. NCBI's taxonomy places the organism in Eukaryota, Metazoa, Rotifera, Eurotatoria, Adinetida, Adinetidae. The record is from the annotation of a GenBank genome assembly.
AUGGAUGAUAUAUCACUUUUUCCCAUUUCAAAUGGAAAUUAUUAUUCCAAUGAUAAUAAUAGUGAAAUAUCUGAUGAAGAUGAAAAUGAAAUAGUUCAACAACAACAAAUAUCAAUUCAAACUGAACGUGGCGGCCGUCGAAAAGGUGUUCCACGUCGUUUACAAUUAUCACCUGAAGUAAUUAAAACACCAACACAACGUCUUUUACCAUUAGCAUUAUCAAAAUCAUCUUCAACAAGUGUUCAUCAUCAUGAACAACCUAUUCUAACAUCAGAUCAAGAAGAUCAAAAUGAUAUUGAAGAUAUUUAUCAAGCAAAUCCUAAUGAACAAAAUUAUUUACAAUUAGAUUUUUUAUCAAAACAUUUAGUUGAUAAUAAUAAUAAUCAUGAAGAGAAUGAAGAUAUUUUGGAAAUUGUUGAUGAUAUUUUAGCUGAUAUUGUAACGAUUAUUGUUAAAGAUAUAAAAGAACAACGACAUAAAACAAUUAUUAAAACGAAUGGACAUUUUAAUCAUAAAAAAUCAAUAAAUGAAAAUCAAAAAAUGACUAAUGAAAAACAUACUUCCAAUGGUUUUAGUACUAAAUCUCAAUCUCAACAAUCAACAUUAUUUAAUGAUCUAACUAAAACGAUGCAAAUAAAUUCUCAACAACAAUUAGCUAAACAUAAAUUAUCACCAACAUCAACAUUUUCAUCUCCACCAUCAGUUAAACGACAAAAAAUAUCUGAAACAUCAUCACAAUCAUCAAUACCUUUAUCAAUUCAACAACAACAUCAACAACUUUUAUGGGAAAUGACACAACAAUUAAUGAUGUCAUCAACAUCGAAUGAUGCUGAUAGUCUUGCAGGAGUUAAUUCAUCUUUACUUAAACAACAAUUACUUGGUUUAACACAACCUGAUGCUAUACCUAAACGAGCAAAUCGUCCUUCGAAACCACAAACACAUUCACCAGGAAUAAAUUCAAAUACAAAUAUGAUUCCACCAUCAUCUCAUACUUCAACAAGUCCAUCACCAUUUGAUCGUGGUAAUUUUGCUCCAAGACGACGUGGACGACCACCUAAAUAUGUUACUGAUCGAGGACUUGCUGGCCUUUCUGCACUUGAUCUUGAUCCAUCAACAUUAACAUCAUCUUAUGAUCAACUUUUUGCAGCUAUUGAAAAUGGUAUUACUGCAAGUACGGAUGGAGCAUCAGCAGCAGCAUUUCAAACAGCAUUAGCAUCUAUGCUUGGACAACAAGCAGGUUUAUCAUUACCACCCCCUCCCAUGCCAAGAAAUGGUACUCCAGCAUCAAUGGUUAAAAAUUCUGCUGGUCAAACACGUCAUAGUUUACCAGCAUCAUCAAUGAGUAAUGCAUCGAAAUUAUCUCAUGAUAUUGGAAGUAGCGGACUUGACAUGCCAUUAAUGGCAACGAAAAAACGUGGUCCUGGUCGACCACCUAAAAGUCAGAUGUUAUUUGAUCCACAUCAAAUUUUACAAACAACACAACGAUUAAAUUCACCAACAAAUAAUAAUUUUCCUCCAACAAUGGUAUCAUCAAAUUCAUUUAAUUUAAAUGCUGCUUUUGUUGAAAUGUUACAACAACAACAACAACAUUAA